GGCUGGGGUGCUUUCCGUGCUCCUUCACUCGCCGACCGCGUCCCUUCUGAGUUACAUCUACACUUUUCGACCACCAAUUCCUGCGCACACGACCAGGACCCGUUCAUCUCAUACACUCUCCUUAACUUUCUUCGAGAUGGCACCUCUACCUUCCAGUGAGGCCAAGGUGACCGAAGCCAAAAAGGUGGCCAAAACCGAUCCCGCAAAAGCAGAGAGCAUCUACAAAGAAGUGUUGGCCAAGUCACCCGGAUCCAAUCAAGCUGCUCUACAAGACUAUGAAAGUGCUCUACUGGGCUUAGGUGAACUUUACCGAGACAACAAGCGCGCAGAUGAUUUGGCGGAGCUGGUGAAGACGAGCAGGUCGACGUUGUCCUCGUUUGCAAAAGCGAAGACGGCGAAACUUGUUCGGCAAUUGCUUGACUACGUCUCAGAGAUCCCAAACACCCUCGAGCUUCAGAUCUCAACCACCAAAUCAUGUAUCGACUGGGCCAAUUCCGAGAAGCGAUCCUUCCUCCGCCAGAACCUCGAAACGAGAUUGGUUGGGCUAUACAUGCAGAAACAGUCGUACUAUGAUGCACUUACGCUGAUCAACAGCCUGUUGCGAGAGUUGAAGCGACUCGAUGACAAGCUUGUCCUGGUGGAGGUGCAACUGCUGGAAUCCAGAGUGUAUCAUGCGCUCACCAACCAAGCCAAAGCAAAAGCUGCAUUGACCUCUGCGCGGACGUCUGCUGCAUCCGUUUACACACCACCACUCCUCCAAGCCGGCCUAGACAUGCAAAGUGGAAUGCUGCAUGCCGAAGAUCAGGACUUCAAUACCGCUUUCUCAUACUUCAUCGAAGCACUUGAAGGUUACCAUAGCCAGGAUGAUACUGCUCGAGCAACCUCGGCGCUACAGUACAUGCUACUGUGCAAGAUCAUGUUGAACCUUGUGGACGAUGUAAAUUCCCUGUUGGCAUCGAAGCAGGCACAAAAAUACGCGGGCACGAAUCUGGAAGCAAUGAAGGCGGUGGCUCGAGCACACUCAAACCGAUCACUGGAAGAAUAUGAACAGGCCCUCUCCAACUACCGUUAUGAACUCGGUAGCGACGUUUUCAUUCGGAAUCACUUGCGACGACUGUACGAUGCAAUGUUGGAGCAGAACCUGAUAAAGGUGAUCGAGCCAUUCAGCCGGGUGGAAAUUGACCACAUUGCAAAGAUCGUUGGUCUCGACACACAACAGGUGGAGAGGAAACUUUCGCAGAUGAUCCUGGACAAGAUCAUCAUUGGUGUGUUGGAUCAAGGAGAAGGAUGUCUCAUCGUAUAUGAUGAGGUGGAGAGAGAUGCUGGUUAUGAUGCAGCUCUAGAGACCAUCGAAAAGCUUAGCAAUGUGGUCGAUGUACUCUAUACCAACCAGGCGGCAUUGUUAGAAUAGUCGAAGCAUGGAGUUUUGGGGGUUGCAUGGACUUUCUAGCUGGCAUCAAUCACCGGACAGCCAUGGUAAGGGGCUAAUUACGCCGGGCUGGCAUGGCAUCUCGACCUGGAAGGGUUGAUCAACCACGAACCCUAUCGAGUGUGAGGUCGUGUUCAUAAAAUGUAGAAGUACACGCGUGGUUCCCACAUCAGCAUGCGCAUGGUGGAUUAGAUGGCUUUGUUCCGUGCCGAUGGC
Messenger RNA from Exophiala viscosa, 1645 nucleotides. Its product is annotated as 26S proteasome regulatory subunit N6. The record is from RefSeq and is a predicted model, not a curated record. Gene Ontology annotation, molecular function: structural molecule activity. Gene Ontology annotation, biological process: ubiquitin-dependent protein catabolic process. The transcript has 2 exons. The coding region runs from base 137 to 1411 and encodes 424 amino acids. Gene Ontology annotation, cellular component: proteasome regulatory particle, lid subcomplex. Lineage: Eukaryota; Fungi; Ascomycota; Eurotiomycetes; Chaetothyriales; Herpotrichiellaceae.